This is a messenger RNA of Corylus avellana, 1869 nucleotides long. RefSeq names its product RNA-binding (RRM/RBD/RNP motifs) family protein. Gene Ontology annotation, molecular function: RNA binding. Lineage: Eukaryota; Viridiplantae; Streptophyta; Magnoliopsida; Fagales; Betulaceae. The record is from RefSeq and is a predicted model, not a curated record.
UAUACGCGACCAUUAGGGCACACUCAAAUCAAGUCGAUCUACCGCGCUAUAAACUACGAGAACUGGGAAAUUAGGAUUUUGAGCACGAAAAACCAAAGUGGUUUACGUCUAGGGCUUCAAUCUGUUUUCUAUUUUCCCCGCUCAGUGCUUCUGGCUUCUGUGCUUCUGUCACAGUUGCCUUGCAAGCUUUCUUUUUAGAUACAUAAGAUGCCAAGGACAAGGUCAGGUGCUGCAGCCUCUCAUAAGCCAGAUGUAGCUGAAAAGCCUAGUGAGUCUGAAAGGCCUAUAGAAUCUGAAGAGCAGGUGGACCUUGAUGGAGACAAUGAUCCCGAGGAGACAAUGGAGGAAGAGGUUGAGUAUGAAGAAGUAGAGGAAGAUGAGGAAGUGGAAGAGGUCGAGGAAGAAGAAGAAGUGGAAGAGGAAGAGGAAGAGGUAGAAGAGGAGGUUGAAGAAGAUGAUGAAGACAAGGAGGCUGCUAAAAGAGUUGAUUUACAAAAUGGGCCACAUGCUAACGAGGAGAUGACAGUUGAUCAGGCGGAGGCGGAAGAUGAGAGAAAAAAGCAUGCUGAGCUUCUUGCGCUGCCUCCUCAUGGCUCUGAAGUGUACCUUGGUGGCAUUCCUUAUGAUGCUUCUGAAGAGGAUUUGAGGGGCUUUUGUGAGCCUAUAGGAGAAGUCACUGAGGUUAGAAUAAUGAAGGGUAAAGAUUCAGGUGGGGCCAAGGGAUAUGCUUUUGUGACCUUCAGAACCAAGGAGUUGGCUUCUAGGGCCAUUGAGGAGUUAAAUAAUUCUGAACUAAAGGGAAAAAAAAUAAAAUGUUCAACUUCUCAAGCAAAGCAUCGGUUAUUCAUUGGUAACGUUCCCAGAAAUUGGGGUGAGGAAGAUAUGAAGAAGGCUGUAACAGAGAGUGGGCCUGGGGUCAUUUCUGUGGAACUGUUGAAGGACCCACAGAAUUCUAUCCGGAACCGUGGAUUUGCUUUCAUUGAGUAUUAUAAUCAUGCAUGUGCGGAAUACUCAAGACAGAAGAUGUCAAGCCCCAAAUUUAAGCUCGACAACAAUGCCCCAACUGUGAGCUGGGCUGACCCCAAAAAUGCGGAAUCUUCUGCUGCGUCUCAGGUUAAGGCAGUGUAUGUCAAGAAUUUACCAAAAGACAUUACUCAGGAUUGUUUAAGAGAGUUGUUUGAACAUCAUGGAAAGAUCACAAAAGUGGCUCUCCCUCCUGCAAAAGCAGGACAAGAAAAAAGCAGAUUUGGUUUUGUUCACUUUGCAGAAAGGUCAAGUGCCAUGAAGGCAUUGAAGAACACUGAAAAAUAUGAAAUUGAUGGUCAAGUUUUGGAGUGUUCUCUUGCAAAGCCACAGACAGAUCAGAAAUCUUCAGCACCAAACACGCAGAAGUCAUCCUUACUCCCAAGCUACCCACCUCGUCUUGGUUAUGGCAUGGUUGGCAGUCCCUAUGGUGCUGUAGGUGCUGGAUAUGGUGCAGCUGGCUUUGCACAACCACUAAUCUAUGGUAGGGGGUCAACUCCUGCUGGCAUGGCAAUGAUGCCAAUGCUUUUGCCGGAUGGAAGAAUCGGAUAUGUCCUGCAACAACCCGGGAUGCAACCACAUUCCCCUCCACCACAGUCCCGGGGUGGCAGGAGUGGCACCAGCGGUGGCUCAAGCGGUGGAAGGCGCAGCAAUGACAGCAGCCGUGGGCGCAGCCGGUAUCACCCAUAUUAAUUUAAUCAUUUUAUGUCUGUAUAAGAACUUAAGUAUUUGGGGUGAGCAGUUUAAUCAUUUCAUGUCAAAUACAAAGUCGGAAGUAAUUUUUGUGUGAUUUAUCAAAAAUUUAAUCAUAUAUUAUAUUCUUCCGGAUGGCCUGAAAUUCACAUU